Scedosporium apiospermum is the source of this 660-nucleotide messenger RNA. RefSeq lists its product as uncharacterized. Bases 1 to 660 code for a protein of 219 amino acids. The transcript has 4 exons. Gene Ontology annotation, cellular component: nucleus; cytoplasm. Lineage: Eukaryota; Fungi; Ascomycota; Sordariomycetes; Microascales; Microascaceae. Gene Ontology annotation, molecular function: protein kinase activator activity. Gene Ontology annotation, biological process: cell division; positive regulation of protein phosphorylation; signal transduction. The record is from RefSeq and is a predicted model, not a curated record.
AUGAGUUCCUUUCUCACAACAGUAAACCAGCGGACACGCAACCAGUUCCGACCCCGAGCUCCCGGCCGCGGCGGCACGACGAGCCACCAGCUCCGCCAAUAUGCAGAAGCUACUCUCGGAGGUGGAAGCCUACGCAAAGUCGUCAAGCUACCCGAAGGCGAAGAUGAGAAUGAAUGGCUAGCUGUGAACAUGGUGGACUUUUACAACCAAAUCAACCUCCUCUAUGGCGCCAUUACCGAGUUCUGCUCCCCGCAGUCCUGCCCAGAGAUGAAGGCGACAGACGAAUUCGAGUACCUCUGGCAAGAUAGCGAGAACUACAAGCGGCCGACCAAGAUGUCUGCGCCGGCGUACAUCGAGCAGAUGAUGGGUUGGGUGCAGAGCAAUAUCGACAACGAACAGGUUCUCCCGAGCCGGAUCGGAGUACCGUUCCCCAAAUCCUUCCCCAGUCUCGUCCGCCAAAUAUUCAAGCGCAUGUACCGAGUUUACGCCCACAUCUACUGCCACCAUUACCCCGUCAUUCGCGAGCUUGGUCUGGAGCCCCACUUGAACACGAGCUUCAAGCAGUAUGUGCUCUUCAUUGAUGAGCAUAACCUCGCGAGUGGAAAGGACUUUUGGGGCCCGUUGGGAGAUUUGGUGGAUAGCAUGCUCAAGAGUGAUUGA